Messenger RNA from Pyrus x bretschneideri (Chinese white pear), 3123 nucleotides. Its product is annotated as respiratory burst oxidase homolog protein A-like. Gene Ontology annotation, cellular component: plasma membrane. Bases 618 to 3038 code for a protein of 806 amino acids. The transcript is spliced from 14 exons. Lineage: Eukaryota; Viridiplantae; Streptophyta; Magnoliopsida; Rosales; Rosaceae. Gene Ontology annotation, molecular function: peroxidase activity; calcium ion binding; NAD(P)H oxidase H2O2-forming activity. The record is from RefSeq and is a predicted model, not a curated record.
ACCUUAUUCCCUCUCUCUCUCUCUCUCUCUCAUAUCACAACCUUUUCACUAGUCUUACCUGCUCUUUCUCUCUCUCACUUCCUUUUCGCUCCUAACCUUUCUACCCCUAACAAAACCUCUCUCUCUCUCUCACUUGCUCAACUUUCUCACUCAACAACCACCAAAGUUCCAAGAAACCAAAAACUAGAACACAAAACCAGUUAAACAAGAAUUCUUAGCUGAUUAGCUUGUACAAACCAAACAAAACAAAAUAAAUGAGGCCACUCUCUUCUCCUUCCAUCCCAAAAAACUUACACCUUUCAAACAAGUUAUAAGCACUCCACCCAUCGAUCUUCAUUUCCUUCCAGAAAAAAAAAAACUAAAACUCUCCCACCUCACACAGCAGUCCACAUCUCUUUCUUCUCAUCAAAACUUUGAUCACCUUUAGCUAUUUCGGGCUAUAACCUCUCUUUCGGUGUCCAUAUGUUCGCAGUUCGCUAAUGCUCCUUCUUAUAUUUCUUGUAUCCUCGAGAAUGAUAUCGCUAGAAGGGAUCGUAAUAGGGUGGUGAUUUGCUAGUUUCUUUUGGUUUUCUCGUGCUUCGACCUGCUUCUACACCGGAAAAAAGAAAUACUCACCAAUGGAGGAGCAUGUAGAGCUUCAAACUGCUCACCAACCCAAUGUUUCAAUUAUGUCACCAUCUUCAUCUUCUUGCAGUGCUGGUAUUUUCCCUGUGUCUUUCGCUUCGGUUUGGACUGAACCGCAUGAUAAAACUGGAGUUGUGAACCGGCAGCAACAUUAUAUGGCAGAAAAUGGGGAGGCACCGUCCACAGCCGGGUCAGCCAAUGAGAUUGAAUGGCUUAGAUUUAUUCACAUCACGGCCAACGGUGGGAUGAAGUGGAAGGAUGUAGGGGAGCAGUUCGACCGGCUUGCAUUGACCAGACACGGCGUUGAACCGGCUAUAAAAUCGUCGGAUUUUGGUCUGUGCAUAGGGAUGCACCAGUCGCCGGAGUUUGCUAAUGAGCUAUUAAGGGCUCUAAGAAGAAGAAUGGAUCGAAAUUUCGAUAUGACAAAAUGCGAACUGUAUGGUUACUGGUGUCGUAUGACUGACCCUUGCUUCGAUUCAAGGAUACGAAUAUACUUUGACUUGUGUGACAGAAACAUGGAUGGAAGAGUGACUGAGAAAGACAUUAAGCAGACCAUAACACUAAGUGCUUCUACGAAUAAGUUGUCUUUAACUCAUGAGGAAGCAGAAGACUAUGCUGCAUUAGUCAUGAAAUUGCUUGACACCGAAAACCGGAGUUACAUUGAGUUCCCUCAGCUAAGGACUCUCUUCAAUGUGAUGAGCUUAUCAAAAAGCUCAUUUUCAACUAAUCACUUUUCAAUCAGACUUAGUCGUCUACAUCGCAGUUUUGAUCCAAUUGAAGAGCCAAGGUCCAAAACUGAAAUUUUAUUUCGAUCAUACUGGCGGCGUGCAUGGAUAGUUUUGCUUUGGUUGAUCAUUUGCAGUGCGCUUUUCGCUUGGAAAUUCACCCAGUAUCGCCAUAGAGCAGCUUUUCAAGUAAUGGGUUACUGCUUAUCCACUGCUAAAGGUGCUGCAGAAACCCUGAAGUUCAACAUGGCUCUGAUUCUCCUUCCUGUUUGCCGUAAUACAAUCACGUGGCUUCGCAAGAACCGGUCUAUAAACUCCAUCAUUCCGUUUAACGACAACAUAAACUUCCACAAAAUGAUUGCAGGAGGGAUAGUAGUAGGAGUAAUCCUACAUGGAGGUUCUCACCUUGCUUGUGAUUUUCCAAGAAUCAGCGACUCGGAUCGUAUGGUCUUCCGGCAAACAAUAGCUGCCCGAUUCGGGUACCAUCAGCCAUCAUACUGUGAAAUAUUGGCUACAAAGGAGGUGGCAACAGGGAUUGCAAUGGUAGUACUAAUGGCCAUCGCAUUUUCUCUUGCAACAAAAUGGCCACGCCGCCAGUCGCCUUCGCUGCCAAAGUCUGUCCGGAAUGUCACAGGCUACAACGCCUUCUGGUACUCGCACCACCUGUUCAUUCCUGUGUACGCAUUGCUCAUUCUCCACUCCAUGUUCCUCUUCCUAACCAACAAAGCAACCGAAAAAACGACAUGGAUGUACAUUGCCAUUCCAGUUGUAUUGUACGCUGGAGAACGAGUUUUCCGAGCCAUAAGAUCGGGGUUUUUUGAGGUGGAGAUUUUGAAGGCAAGUAUUUAUCCAGGAAAAGUUUUGUCCCUCAAAUUGCAUAAACCAGAAGGUUUUAGGUACCUGAGUGGCAUGUACAUAUUCAUCCAAUGCCCUCAAAUUUCACCGUUUGAAUGGCACCCUUUUUCCUUGACUUCGGGGCCGGAAGAUGACUACCUAAGAGUUCAUAUUCGAACUGCUGGAGACUGGAGUUAUCAGAUAUACAGUCUUUUCCAAGAGGCAACAUUAUCUGGAGUUGAUGGCUAUCCGAAGGUACACAUCGAUGGACCUUAUGGUGCUGCCUCUCAAGACCAUGUUAAGUACGACAUCGUUGUUCUCAUCGGUCUAGGCAUAGGCGCUACGCCUUUCGUUAGCAUCCUUAAAGACGUUGUCAAUGCUGCUAAAAAACCACAUUGUGAUCAUAGUGGUUGCAGAAAAUGCGGCUCAAGAAAGGCUCCAUUGAAAGCCUAUCUUUAUUGGGUUACAAGAGAACAAGGCUCCUUUGAUUGGUUUAGAGACAUCAUGAACGAAGUCUCAAUCUCAAACCAAAAGCAGUCCGUUGUGGAGAUGCACAAUUUCUUAACAUGUGUGUAUCCGGAGGGGGAUGCGCGAUCGGUUCUAAUAAGCACUAUACAAGCGUUGCAUCACGCGAAAAAUGGUACCGAUUUUCUCUCCCGGACUCCGGUACGCACACAUUUCGGUCGACCGGACUGGUUCAACAUCUUCUCAAAAUUAGCAAGGAGACACAAAGAAGAACGGAUUGGGGUUUUCUAUUGCGGCCCAUCAUCUGUCGCGAAAGAGCUGGAGAGGAUGUGUACCAAAUUUUCCACCAAAUCCUCCACAAGAUUUGUAUUCCACAAGGAAAAUUAUUAGAAUUCACACCCAUUUUUUUUUACAAUUUUUAACCAAAAGGUACAGACGUUUUGUCGAAAUGUCGAUUGAUCAUUUUUGUACCAAA